CCAUGGCGACGCCGCGGCGCUGGGUUUGCAUGGCGUUGCUGCUGCUGCCUUUAAGCGCGGGGCUUUCGGACGGCCAAGGCUUCAUCCUGCCCUUGCACCAGCCGCAGGGCUGCGAUGGGACCCAUUACUUCAGUAUCGCCAGCUUGGCUUGCGGGCAGUGCGGGGCCUCCCAGAGAAAAAGCGCUCGGGGUACUUCGUGUACUUGUCUACCUGGUUUCAAGAUAGUCUCUGAUAAUGGUGGAACUUCUAUUACUUGUGAAAAAUGUCCAGACAGCAUGAGUGGUGUUACUCAAGAUGGAUGGGAUUGCAUUACUUGCCCUAAUGGCUUAACUGCUGAAGGAAAAUGCAAAUGCCCUAUUAAUGAGAUCUUGGUGGAAAGAAAGACUACUGGUGAAUUGUUGAAAGAAGCAUUAUGUGUACGAUGUGAUGGAAAGGAGCAGUCGUUUGCUACUUCAAAUGCAUUAAGUAACAUGUGCACAAGAUGUGAACCAACAUUCAUUACUGUAAACAAAUCGUGUAGCUGUUCUGAGCCAAAUAUUUUAACAGGAGGUUUGUGUUUCAGGAGCACUGGAAAUUUUCCUCCAAAGGGAAUUGCAACUGUACGUUUUGGAAAGCUGGGCAUCACCCUGCUAUCAACAUGGUUUCUAAAAAAUCUACAAGCCUCAGCAGCUGCUUGUUGGCUCUACUCCAACCUUACAUCUUGCCAAGCACUUGGAAAUAUGUGUGUGAUGAACAUGAAUAGUUUGAGCUCUGCUAGCACUGAUGCAUGUGGUCUAUUUCAGUAUGUCUACGCAAAUACUGCAGGACUUGGCACUGUUCAUUCAAUAUCAUUUUGGAGGCAAAAUCUUCCAUGGCUAUACUACGGUGACCAGCCAGGAUUAGCAUCACAGGUUCUUGACACAACCCAGUUUCCUACAAGUUUCACUUUUAAAGGAACAAACAAGAACAUAAAAUUGCAGUUUAUCGCAGCUUCGUAUGAUGUACAGGGAAAUUUUCUAAAAUGGCAAUAUUUAGAAGGCGGAAUUUUACAGCUUUGCCCAGACACUCUGACUAGAUUGAAUGCUGCUUAUAUUUUUGGGACAACUUACCAACAAAAAUGUACAAUUUCAGUUUCCAAGAUUUUAAAGGAUUAUUCCGAUCCAGUGUUUUAUGAUGUGUUCCUUGAGUAUUAUGAUGAAGAAGAUGAACAACCAUACCUUUGGGCAGUGCCGGUAUUAAAUUUAAAUCUACAGUAUAAUGAAAUGUUUGUGAACCAAGGUAACAAUAUGAACAACUGGCUUUUGACCCGUCGGAUGUUCUUGGUGGAUACUUUAAGUGGAAGAGAAAAUGACUUGGGAAAGCAGCCAAGAGCAAUCAGAGUUGCUAGUGAAAUAACAAUAAGCAUUCGUCUUGUGCCUAACACUCAGAGAGGAGCCAUCUACCCCCCUCUGAUAACAGUUGCCUAUAGUGAUCUUCUGGUCCAAAAUCCUGAUACUCAGAAUGUAAUGGUUUCCUUCUCCAUCAACUAUGAAAUGAACCAGUCAGAGGCUCGCAUUCAGACUGAUAUAGCACUAGGUGUUCUGGGUGGCCUGGCAGUUCUAUGGUCCCUUCUCAAGACUGCUGGCUGGAAGAGGCGUAUAGGGAGCCCUAUGAUUGACUUGCAGACAGUUUUGAAGUUCUUGCUAUUCUACGCUGGAGACCUUGCAAAUGUUUUCUUCAUCAUCACAGUGGGAACAGGGAUUUAUUGGCUUAUAUUCUUCAAAGCACAACAAUUUGUCUCUGUUCUCUUACCCCUGCCAAGUCAAGAAGACUAUUUUGUGUCUUAUGUUGGGUGCGCUUUUGUUCUGAAGGCCCUGCAAUUUCUGCAUCUGCUUGUUUCCCAACUUACAGUAGAUAUCUUUUUCAUUGACUGGGAACGUCCUAAAGGAAAAGUACUUAAAGCAGUUGAAGGAGAAAAUGGCGUAAGAAGUAUUUCCGCACCAGUCAGCAUAUGGAGAACAUAUUUCAUAGCAAAUGAGUGGAAUGAAAUUCAGACCAUCAGAAUAAUAAAUCCCCUCUUUCAAGUGCUUGCUGUUCUCUUCUUUUUAGAGGUUGUGGGGUUUUCAAAUCUGGCCUUAAUGGAUUCUUCUUCCAGUCUUACUAGAAGCCCUGAAAGUUACAUAGCUCCCUGGAGUCGAAUUCUGAGAUAUGGUGUGUCUGCUGCACUUUGGCUAGUCAUUGCCAUAAUACAGAUGGUGUACUUUUCGGUCUUCUAUGAAAGAUUUGUAGAAGAUAAGAUAAGGCAGUUCGUUGAUUUGUGCUGUAUGAGCAAUAUUUCAGUCUUUCUGUUGUCACACAAAUGCUUUGGGUAUUAUAUUCAUGGACGAUCUGUGCAUGGCCAUUCAGAUACCAAUAUGGAAGAGAUGAAUAUGAACCUAAAGAGGGAAGCGGAAAAUCUAUGUAGUCAAAGAGGUUUGUUACCAAAUACAGAUGGCCAGACAUUUCAGAUUUCUAUUUCAAGUAAGAUGAGGCAGCAAUAUGACAGAAUUCAUGAAACAUUAACAAGGAAACAUGGUCCUGUUCGGCUCUUGAAUUCAUCUGCAACUACAUUUGAACAGAGCACUAAAGCAUACCAUACCAUGAAUAAAUUUCUAGGGUCAUUUAUAGAUCAUGUUCAUAAGGAAAUGGAUUACAUUGUAAAAGACAAAUUGUUAUUAGAACGAAUCCUUGGAAUGGAGUUUAUGGAACCAAUGGAAAAGAGCAUCUUUUAUAAUGAUGAAGGUCAUUCUUUCAGUGAUGUUCUUUAUUAUGGCAAUGAAGCUAUACUUCUCAUCUUUGACAUGCUGUUUUUUGCCAUUGUGGAUAUGGCUACACAAAAUUUUGUUUUAGCUGCUGUUCUUACAUAUUUACAACAAGAGAUUUUUAGGUUCAUUCGUAAUACAGUUGGACAGAAGAAUUUGGCAUCCAAAACGUUGGUGGAUGAAAGAUUUCUUAUAUAAAUGAAUAUGAAAACUCUAGCUCAUGAAAAGUCACAUGAAAGGAGGAUUCAUUUUCAGUACUAUGUAAAUAUUAAUGUAUAGUAUUUCUCUUUCAUAUUGUAUACUAAAAAACUGAAGUGUUUUUUUAAUGGAUUAAAUAUU
Elgaria multicarinata webbii is the source of this 3098-nucleotide messenger RNA. RefSeq names its product transmembrane protein 67 (gene TMEM67). Bases 3 to 2957 code for a protein of 984 amino acids. The record is from RefSeq and is a predicted model, not a curated record. Gene Ontology annotation, biological process: cilium assembly. Lineage: Eukaryota; Metazoa; Chordata; Lepidosauria; Squamata; Anguidae. The transcript has 28 exons. Gene Ontology annotation, cellular component: MKS complex; ciliary transition zone.